This is a messenger RNA of Ectocarpus sp. CCAP 1310/34, 2630 nucleotides long. The record is from the annotation of a GenBank genome assembly. NCBI's taxonomy places the organism in Eukaryota, Phaeophyceae, Ectocarpales, Ectocarpaceae.
UGCUGACAGCAGCAUCAGUGACAACACCGAAGCCGGCCCAGGGACCUGGUAAACCAAGCCUUCGCCCUCACGUGACACCGGUCGAACUCGCUGUCGCUUGUCCCGGUUGUUCACCAAGUACCACGGUCUUGGUGCCAUCCCCAAGGGAAGGACGUACAACAUUGCGCUUGACACGGUUUUUUCCCUGCUGAGCGUAAGCAGAGAGAGACAGAGGUUCUUUCGUUACGCGUGAAAUCAAUCUACUAGGGGAGAGCGCAUGGCAGUGGCGCGGGGCAGGCAGGGAAACCUAGCUCACCAUCUCUCGUCCCAGGCUCAAAGGCGUUUAUCCUCAGCAGCGAGAAGGCGGCGUGCCGGAGACUUCUUGCUAGGUCGGGGGCACCACGCCGCCGGUGGCCACGCGAAUCUAUCUUCUCCGUCUGCGUCUUCAUCGUCCCUGGGCUGCUUCGCUCCUUCCCCGGCAUGCAUAAGUACCUCAGCGACCGGCGAUGACAGCAGCGCCUGGCGCCACGGCAGCAGCAGCAGCAGCAGCAGCAACGCCGGCAGCGGCGGUUCCUUCAUCCGCUGCGAGGGAGGUGUUGCUAUCGCCAGCGCGCCCUUGCGGCGCGCUUUCAGCGCCCGAGGAUCUACCACACCGGGAUCGGCGGUUGCAGCGGCAAGCAGCGGCAGGCAGGGCAAGCAGCGGGGGUGGGGCGAGACGGAGGCCGCAGCUAGCGCGGGCGGCCGGUGGCGAGAGUUCGCCUCCGCUAGCAACCCCCCCAAGCAGUAUCUCAGGUACAUCCACAGGGUCAAGCCUGACGCCGAGGACCCCGCAGCGGGGGAGAGUACUCCGGGGUCGUCUCCAGCGGGGGACGGGGAGAAUGACGGGCAGGCAGAGGGGGGAGGGGGGGCGAAGGGGGCUCCGGGGCUGCGGGCCGAGGGCGUUGGAGAGGAGGAGGCGGAGGGGGCGGACGAUGAGGGGGCGUGGCAGGAGAGGGCGGGGAACGAGAUGAGCCGUAGGUGGCUGGAGUCCUUCCAUGCGGAGGACAUCUUAAGGGACAAGACGCUGCUCAGGCAGCAGCUCGAGGUGCGGGGCGAUUGCACGGUGGAUGAGGCGAUCACGGCAUUCGUCAACCAGAAGGUCACCUCGUUCGUCGUUGUCAACAGGAGAAAGGAGGUGAUCGGAAUGUUCACCUCGAGAGACCUUCUCGGAGAGCUGGCCAGGUACCCCAACAAGGCCGACGCCCUCAAGACGAGGGCCCACGAGUUCAUGAUUCCGCUGAGCCGAAUGAUCUACGCCUCGGCAAAGGACUCGCUCUAUCAGUGCCUGCUGGUCAUGUCGGAGCUCAAGGUACGGAACCUUCCCGUCAUCGCCGAGGGUAAGGUGAUGGGCAUCGUCAACGUGAACGACAUAAGCGACUUCAGCUUCAGCAUGGAGGAGCUAGGCGGCAAGAAGGCCUACAUUAAGAACAUCAGCCAGAGGAAAGGUCUCCCGAAGGGCGUCGGGCUUGACCCUGGUCAGAACCGGUCCGGCUGGAAGCAGACCUUCUCGGCCUCCGUGGGAGCUGUGGCCCUGCCACACCCCCACAAGAUGACCGAUGGGGGGGUUUCCGCGAACAAGAGGGAGCACAGGCACCUGGAGGUCGCCGAUGACCCCACCCUCAGCGAGGAUGCUCACUUCGUGCUGGACGUGGCCUGGCCUACGGAGACGACGGACACGGUCAACUACGUGGGCCUGGCAGAUGGCGUGGGGUCCUGGCGGAGGGUGGGCGUGGACCCGAGGGAGUUCAGUCACCGCCUUAUGCACUGGGCGAGGGAGUAUAUAGUGAGCAUGUCGCCCGGGUCGGGAAUAGGGGGAGAGGGCGUCAUGUCCCCUCCGCCCCCCAAGCCCCACGAGGUGCUCAUGGCGGCGUGGGAGUACACCAUCGGGGAGAAGGCGAGUGUGGUCGGUAGCAGCACGGCCUGCGUCGCAGCGCUGGACUACGACCUGGAGCAGCUGAGCUUCAGCAACAUCGGAGACUGCGGGGUCGUUGUCCUUCGGCACAUCGACUCGGAUGUUGCCGGCUACAUGAGGGAGAAGAAGACGCCAAGGCACCUGAGAGACUCUGACCUCCGAUUGGCCUUCAUAUCUCAGCAGCAGCUGCGCUCCUUCAACCUCCCGUACCAGUUUGGCUACACCAACGUCCCCGAGGACAACGCCAAGUUUGAAACCCCUCGAGACGCCGUCAACACGUCCUUCCCGGUGAGGCCUGGGGACAUCAUCAUCCUUGCCACCGACGGGCUGUUCGACAACAUGGAGCUCGAGACCAUCUCAUCGGUGGCACUGGAGUGGGAGACGAAGUGGUUCGGAGGGCCCAUGAGGGGCUUGAACGAGCACAACAACGCCGCCCUGGAGGAUCUCGCCGAAACCUUGGGACACAGAGCGCGGGAGCUGUCGCUGGACAACACGAGGGACUCUCCGUUCGCCCUUCUUGCCAAGGAGAACGACAUCAUGUGGGGGGGAGGCAUGCCGGACGACAUCACCGUCGUAGCGCUUAGGGUCAUCAACAAGGCCGACUCCACCGCAGAGGCUGUGUCGACUAGGGGAGUGGCGAAGGACGUCCAGACCGUCCACGAGGCGGCAGCGGCGUAAAACCCGCCGUGGGUGGAGCCCC